GAUCCGUCCCCAACUGUCCAAAGAGAAAAUAGAGGGAUGUCACAUCUGCACCUCAGUGACGCCUGGCGAGCCCCAAGUGCUGCUGGGGAAGGACAAGGCCUUCACCUAUGACUUUGUCUUUGACCUGGACACGUGGCAGGAGCAGAUCUACACAACGUGUGUUGGGAAGCUCAUUGAAGGCUGCUUUGAAGGUUACAAUGCCACUGUGCUGGCGUAUGGACAGACUGGUGCAGGGAAGACGUACACCAUGGGCACUGGCUUCGACAUCAACAUCUCUGAGGAGGAGCAGGGCAUCAUCCCACGGGCCAUCGGCCACCUCUUCAGCGGCAUUGAGGAGCGCAAGCGCGCGGCGCAGAGUCAGGGCAGGGCACCUCCGGAGUUCAAAGUCAGUGCCCAGUUCCUGGAGCUCUACAACGAGGAGAUCCUGGACCUGUUUGACAGUGCCCGUGACCCUGACAUGCGCCAUCGCAAAUCCAACAUCAAAAUCCAUGAGGAUGCCAGUGGAAGCAUCUACACCACAGGGGUUACGUCACGUCUCAUCAGCUCACAGGAUGAGCUGAUCCAAUGCCUAAAACAGGGAGCUCUUUCCCGCACCACUGCCAGCACCCAGAUGAAUGUGCAGAGCUCCCGGUCCCACGCCAUCUUCACCAUUCACCUCUGCCAGAUGAGAGUGUGCGCCCGCCCAGAGCUGGUGAAUGGGGAGGUGACCAGCCUCCUGGAUGGAUCCCAGCCCACCACGGAGUACGAGACCCUCACAGCCAAAUUUCACUUUGUGGACCUGGCUGGCUCGGAGAGACUGAAGCGGACGGGUGCUACUGGCGAGAGGGCCAAGGAAGGCAUCUCCAUCAACUGUGGGCUGCUGGCCCUGGGGAACGUCAUUAGUGCCCUCGGAGACCAGAGCAAGAAGGUUGUGCACGUACCCUACCGUGACUCCAAGCUCACCCGCCUGCUGCAGGAUUCCCUUGGGGGCAACAGCCAAACCAUCAUGAUCGCCUGCGUGAGCCCCUCUGACCGGGACUUCAUGGAGACCCUGAACACGCUCAAGUAUGCCAACCGGGCCCGCAACAUCAAGAACAAGGUGGUGGUAAACCAGGACAAGACAAGUCAGCAGAUCAGUGCCCUGAGGGCCGAGAUUGCCCGGCUGCAGAUGGAGCUGAUGGAGUACAAGGCAGGCAAGCGGGUCAUUGGGGAGGAUGGCUCAGAAGGCUACAGCGACCUGUUCCGCGAGAACGCCAUGCUGCAGAAGGAGAACAGCACCCUGCGCAUGCGCGUGAAGGCCAUGCAAGAGGCCAUUGAUGCCAUCAACAGCAGGGUCACCCACCUCAUGAGCCAAGAGGCCAACCUCAUGCUGGCCAGGGCAGGAGAUGGUAAUGAAGCUAUUGGCACCCUCAUCCAGAACUACAUCCGGGAGAUUGAAGAGCUGAGGACAAAGCUCCUGGAGAGUGAGUCCAUGAAUGAGUCCCUGCGUCGCAGCCUCUCGCGCACCUCUGCCCGGCCCCCUUAUUCCAUGGGCUCAUCCCCAGGCUCCAACUUGGCUGGGCUGUGCAGCCCCGCUGCACCAGUGGACACGGAAGCCUCCGAUGUCCUGCGACGGGCCAAGCAGGACCUGGAGCGCCUCAAGAAGAAGGAGAGGAGGCAGCGCAGGAAGAGCCCAGAGAAGGAAGCAUUUAAGAAGAGGCAGAAACUGCAGCAGGACAAUGAGGAGGAGACGGAUGAGAAUGAGGUGGAAGAGGAGGAAGAGGAGCAGGACGAGAGUGGCUGUGAGGAAGAGGAUGGACGUGAGGAUGAAGAUGAGGAUUCGGGCAGUGAAGAGAGCCUGGUGGACUCAGACUCAGAUGCAGAGGAGAAGGCUGUGAACUUCCAGGCCGACCUGGCAGAUCUGACUUGUGAGAUAGAGAUCAAGCAGAAGCUGAUCGAUGAGCUGGAGAACAGCCAGCGGCGCCUGCAGACCCUCAAGCACCAGUAUGAGGAGAAGCUGAUCCUGCUGCAGAACAAGAUUCGGGACACGCAGCUGGAGCGGGACCGGGUCCUGCAGAACCUCAGUACUAUGGAGUGCUACACAGAGGAGAAAGCCAACAAGAUCAAAGCAGACUACGAGAAGCGGCUGAAGGAGAUGAACCGGGACCUGCAGAAGCUCCAGGCAGCCCAGAAGGAGCACGCUCGCCUGCUCAAGAACCAGUCCCGCUACGAGCGGGAGCUGAGGAAGCUGCAGGCAGAGGUGGCCGAGAUGAAGAAGGCAAAGGUGGCACUGAUGAAGCAGAUGCGGGAGGAGCAGCAGCGGAGGCGGCUGGCGGAGACAAAGAGGAAUCGCGAGAUAGCGCAGCUCAAGAAGGAGCAGCGGCGGCAGGAGUUUCAGAUCCGGGCUCUGGAGUCUCAGAAGCGGCAGCAGGAAAUAGUGCUGCGGAGGAAAACUCAGGAGGUCUCGGCGCUGCGCCGCCUCGCUAAGCCCAUGUCGGACCGGGUGGCAGGCAGGACGAGCCAGAAGCCGGCGCCGGCGAUGCUGGACUCGGGUGCCGAGGUCUCGGCCAGCACCACGUCCUCCGAGCCCGAGUCCGGCGCUCGCUCUGUCUCCAGCAUCGUGCGCCAGUGGAACAGGAAAAUCAACAACUUCCUGGGAGACCCCUCAUCCCCCAUGAACGGGGCUCGGCCUGCCAGGAAGAAGUUCCCCAAGAAGGGGGCGAGCCAGACUUUCAGCAAAGCCGCCCGCCUCAAGUGGCAGUCACUGGAGCGGCGCAUCUUCGACAUCGUCAUGCAGAGAAUGACCAUUGUUAACCUGGAGGCUGACAUGGAGCGGCUCAUCAAGAAACGUGAGGAGCUGGCCCUGCUGCAGGAAGCGUUGCUGGGCAAGAGGUCAAAACUGCAGGCAGAGAACCCCAAGGGGCUGCAGGAGCUGAACGAGGAGAUCGAGGUUCUGGGGGCCAACAUUGACUACAUCAACGAUAGCAUUUCUGACUGCCAGGCCACCAUCAUGCAGAUCGAGGAGACCAAGGAGGAGCUGGACUCCACAGACACCUCGGUGGUGAUCAGCUCGUGCUCCCUGGCCGAAGCUCGGCUUCUGCUGGACAACUUCCUGAAGGCCUCCAUAGACAAGGGGCUGCAGGUAGCACAGAAGGAGGCCCAGAUCCGCCUGCUGGAGGGGCGCCUGCGGCAGACUGACAUGACAAGCUCCUCGCAGAACCACGCCAUCCUGGAUGCGCUGCGGGAGAAAGCGGAGUCGCACCCCGAGCUGCAAGCCCUGAUCCACAAUGUCCAGCAAGAGAAUGGCUACACCAGCACGGAUGAGGAGGUCUCGGAGUUCAGUCUGGCUUCAGAUGGGAGCAUCUCCCAGUCUUUCACCAUGAAGGGCUCAGCAAGCCAGGAUGACUUCAAGUUCAAGGGAGAGCCCAAGCUCUCAGGGCAGAUGAAAGCAGUGUCAGCUGAGUGUCUAGGACCCACACUGGAUGUCUCCACCAAGAACAUCACCAAGUCCUUGGCAUCCCUCAUGGAGAUCAAAGAGGAUGGGAUCAGCUUCUCCGUCAGAGACCCCUAUUACAAGGAGAAAGUGUCACGCACCAUCAGCCUGCCCACUCGAGGAAGCACCUUUCCCAGGCAGUCUCGUGGCUCGGACACUUCACCUCUGACCAGGAGGAAAUCCUAUGACCGUGGCCAACCUGCCAGGCCUCCAGACGUUGGCUUCACGCCUCCCUCAUCCCCACCCACCCGUCCACGCAACGACCGCAAUGUCUUCUCUCGUCUCACGAGCAACCAGAGCCAAGGAUCUGCCUUGGACAAGUCUGAUGACAGCGAUUCCUCUGUCUCGGAGGUGCUGAGGGGUGUCAUUAACCCGGUGGGUGGCACCAAGAAUGCCCGGACAGCCCCUCUGCAAUGCGUCUCCAUGGCAGAAGGACACACCAAGCCUGUGCUCUGCCUGGAUGCCACCGAUGAGCUGCUAUUCACUGGGUCCAAAGAUCGAAGCUGCAAAAUGUGGAACCUGGUAACGGGCCAAGAAAUUGCUUCCCUCAAGGGUCACCCAAACAACGUGGUUUCCAUCAAGUACUGCAGCCACACAGGGCUGGUGUUCACUGUGUCUACAUCAUACAUCAAAGUGUGGGACAUCCGGGACUCAGCCCGCUGCAUCCGCACCCUCACAUCUUCUGGACAGGUGAUCUCUGGGGAUGCCUGUGCUGGGACCAGCACCCGCACGGUCACCAGUGUGCAGGGGGAGCACCAGAUCAACCAGAUUGCUCUGAACCCCACUGGCACCAUGCUCUAUGCUGCCACUGGGAACUCUGUCCGCAUCUGGGAGCUGAGCAGGUUGCAGCCCAUCGGGAAGCUGAGCGGCCACAUUGGGCCUGUGAUGUGUCUCACGGUAAACCAGACGGCGAGCAACCACGACCUGGUGGUCACAGGCUCCAAAGAUCACUAUGUCAAGGUAUUUGAGAUUGCUGAGGGCAUGGCGGGCAAUAUUGGUCCCACUCACAACUUUGAGCCCCCUCACUAUGAUGGCAUCGAGUGCCUGGCCAUCCAGGGAGACAUCCUCUUCAGCGGCUCCAGGGACAAUGGCAUAAAGAAGUGGGAUCUGGAGCAGCAGGAACUUAUCCAGCAAAUCCCCAAUGCCCACAAAGACUGGGUGUGUGCCCUGGCCUUCAUCCCUGGGCGCCCCAUGGUGCUGAGCGCUUGCCGAGGAGGCAUGAUCAAAGUGUGGAACGUGGACACCUUCACCCCAGUUGGGGAGAUCAAGGGGCACGACAGCCCCAUCAAUGCCAUCUGCACCAACUCAAAGCACAUCUUCACUGCUUCCAGUGACUUGACAGUGAAGCUCUGGAGCGGGAGGAGGUUACCCGCAGGGUCCAACUAG
Messenger RNA from Nestor notabilis (Kea), 4837 nucleotides. RefSeq names its product kinesin family member 21B (gene KIF21B). The annotation marks the transcript as partial. Gene Ontology annotation, biological process: microtubule-based movement; mitotic spindle organization. Gene Ontology annotation, molecular function: ATP binding; microtubule motor activity; microtubule binding. The record is from RefSeq and is a predicted model, not a curated record. NCBI's taxonomy places the organism in Eukaryota, Metazoa, Chordata, Aves, Psittaciformes, Psittacidae. The transcript has 34 exons.